AUGAGUGAAGUGUGGCAAGUUUUUAUUAAAACUGACUGUGGUUUACGUGCCCAAUGUCAAAUCUGUAAAAAGACGUACGCCAAUUCAGGUACAAAUACAACAAAUUUAUGGAAUCACCUUCAGUCCAAGCACAAGUCAAAAUUUAAAGAGUUGGAUGAUCAGCGCAAAGGAUUUUCAGGAUCGCCAUCGCCAUCCUCGUUGUUAGUUAACAUUGAUGAAUGUGAUGAUGAGGGUUCAUUUUCAUCAACAGCUACAACAAUUCCAUGUUCAGUAAACAGUACCAGCUCAAAAAUGAAAAAUGAAAAAAAAAUGAACCAAUUACCAAUUACAUCUUAUACACUUACUGCAACUGCUCAGGCAAGAAUCGACAAUGUGCUAGCUUAUUUCAUUUCUACAGAUAUGAUGCCGUAUAGUAUUGUUUCAAAAGAUGGAUUUAAAAUGUAUACAAAUGCCCUUAAUGCUAGUUAUAAAAUUCCAAGCCGCAAAACAAUGACUGAAUCAAGGAUACCUUAUCUCUACAAGGUGACUAAGGAAAAUGUUGAAACUAUUGCAAAAAAUACAUUGUUCAUGUCAUUCACUACUGACUGUUGGACAUCAGUAGCAAAUCAGCCAUUUAUGGCUUUGACAGGUCAUUAUAUUGACAAUGAUUUUAAUUUAGGCUGUAUAUGUUUGGGAUGUAUUGAACUUAUUGAAGAUCAUACUGGUGACAAUAUAGCUGAUGCAUUGAUUAUGUUAUUCUUGGAAUAUAAUAUUGAAAUCCCAAGCAAUAAAAUAUGUUCAUUUACAACUGACCAUGGAUCAAAUGUAUUAAAAGCAGUUAAAAAUUUGAAUAUUACUCAUACACCAUGUUUUGGGCAUGCUUUUAACAUAGCUGUCGGAAGAAUAUUUCUUCUUCAACAAGUAAAUGUAAUUGUAGUAAAAGUAAAAAAAAUUCAAAAUAUUUUUGCACAUAGCUGGCAGGCAGUAAAACAUUUAAAAACUGAACAAGAACGAUUUGGUUUAAAAUGUAUAAAAAUUCCGUCAUAUUCAAAAACCAGAUGGUGGUCUCUUCUCGAUUUAAUUAAAGUUGUUAUUACCCAAGAAUUAGCUUUAUCAAGUUUUUUACGUACCUACAAAAAAGGAGAGUAUAAAAAAUGUAUAAUAGAUGUUGAAGAGUUUGAAGUCUUAAAAUGUAUUGAAAUGGUUUUAAGUCCUGUUAGAGAAAUUGCAGAUAAUUUAGCAGGGGAAACCUAUGUAACUGCUUCUGCUAUAUACCCAGUAAUUAAUAAUAUAAAAAAUAAAAUUAAUGAGGUAUCCACAAAUGAAAAUACAGCUGAAUUAAAAACCGAAAUGUAUAACACAAUUUCGGAUUUGCUCGAUAAUCGUUAUAAUGACAACAAUGCAUUAAAAAUUACUAUGGUACUGGAUCCUCGAUUUAAGAUGAAAUAUAUAAAUGAUACUGAUCAAAUAUCUGUCAAAUAUGCCAUGAAAACUGAAUGUCUUAGUGCUUGGUUGGUUUGGAAUGAAAUGCAUAAUGGUAAAGAAGAUGGAACUGAUAAUUUAUCAAUGGACAAUUAUAGUUCUCCAUCCAAAAAAGUUAAACAAUCUGGCUUGCUUGCAAUAUUCGGAGAGCCAAAUGUUCCUAAUAAUCGAUCUUUAAAUCAAGAAGAUGAUACUACACCACAUAAAAUAGAGAAAGAAAUUGAGUUUUAUACAGGAUUACCUACAAUAUCAUUUUGUCAAAAUCCUCUAAAGUGGUGGAAUUUAAAUUCAUCGAUGUACCCUUUUUUAACCAUUCUUGCAAGAAAAUUUCUCACCAUUCAAGCUACUAGUGUGGCGUCUGAGAGGGUUUUUAGCAAAGGAGGUCUUAUAGUCACAGAUCAUAGAGCUACACUUACUAAUGAUCAUGCUAGCCAACUUGUUUUUCUAUCUGCGAAUAAGGCCCAUGUUCCAAUUCCUGUUUAA
Messenger RNA from Macrosiphum euphorbiae (potato aphid), 1944 nucleotides. Lineage: Eukaryota; Metazoa; Arthropoda; Insecta; Hemiptera; Aphididae. The record is from the annotation of a GenBank genome assembly.